AUGAUAGUCCGAGAUAAUAGUAUGGCAAUUAUAUUACAAUUUGUACUUUAUCGACAGGAAAAUAAUUUAAAUAUGGCAACAGACGACGUCGAAAAACUCAAAGGUACAUGGGAUUAUGUUGAUGGUGAACAUUUUGAUGAUUAUAUGAAAGAAAUUGGUGUAUCAUUUGUGACAAGACAAUCAGCUAAACUUCUGAAACCAAGACUGGUAAUAAGUGAAAAUAAUGGAACAUGGACUCUACGCUCUGAAAGUAAUAUAAAAACAGUUUCCUAUGAUUUUGUACCUGGUGUUGCAUUUGAUGAAACAACUCCUGAUGGUCGAGAAGUUAAAUCAACAAUUGACUUUACAAGUGGUCGAUGGGUGCAUAAAACGCAUGAUGCAAAAAAUAACAAAGAUUCAACUGUUGAACGUUAUAUUGAUGAACAAGGUCAACAACAAGUGGUUAUGACAUGCGGCGGUGUUAAAGCACGACGUUGGUAUAAACGAGCGUCAUAA
This is a messenger RNA of Didymodactylos carnosus, 495 nucleotides long. Lineage: Eukaryota; Metazoa; Rotifera; Eurotatoria; Philodinida; Philodinidae. The record is from the annotation of a GenBank genome assembly.